Molecule: messenger RNA, 2038 nt
Organism: Haliotis rufescens (red abalone)
Lineage: Eukaryota; Metazoa; Mollusca; Gastropoda; Lepetellida; Haliotidae
Exons: 7
Coding region: 167-1819 (550 amino acids)
Biological process (GO): peptidyl-proline hydroxylation to 4-hydroxy-L-proline
Cellular component (GO): endoplasmic reticulum
Molecular function (GO): L-ascorbic acid binding; iron ion binding; procollagen-proline 4-dioxygenase activity
Source: RefSeq, a predicted model, not a curated record
UGGUACCGUUAUCUGUAACCUUUAACCACCAGGUAUGCUCUAUUGUACAGGAAACGUGGCCUACACUGCCGUAUUGCAUUGACGGGCGUGGAUCGGGCGUGGAUAUAUCACACUUUGGGCAUAUGAAUGUCUGUUAAUAAGAUAGGUUCAUACAUAGUAUCUAGGAAUGGCAAGAAAAAGAAUUCCUAAGAGGCAAACUGGCAUUCAACCGCGAGUACCCGUACAUAGCACUGAUACCGGAAGUGACUCAAUUCCAGCGCCAGUGACGUCAUCAAUUAGAAUCAUAUUACUUAUUCUGAUUGGUCUCGGCAUAUGUGCUUUCUUAUUUUACCCCGAUAUAACGCGGUUGGUCAGCAGUCUCCAGGGAGAUGCGAAUCCGACUACAAAGGAGCAAAGAGGACAACCGGUUGAUCAGCACAGACGUGAUCAACAGUUCGACUCAGAUGAGAAGGAAUACUUCGCGGGCAGACGGCAUGAUGAUCUAAUGAUGACGGAGGAAGAGGAUGGCGAGAUAGAAGUGGAAGAUUUUGACGAGGAACCAGUGGAAAAUGAUCAAAUUGGAGAUCUAAAGGAAGAACCCAUCAAAAACAAUCCUGAGGUUGAACGAGAACAAGAAAGACGACUGAAAGAUGAGGUGAAGAGAAAAGAACGGGAGAAAAUGUCUGACAGAGAUUCAUCAAGAAAAACAGCACAAGAGGAUGAAAAGAAGUUUAUCAAAUUUACGAAAGACGAAGCUGGUGUUAAAACUCUUGACAUUAAAAUGGAGGACUUGACUAAAGAGCCUGUCAAGAAAAAGUCGAAAGAAGCUAAGCCAAAGACAAGGCAGAAAGAGCAGGAGGAGAAGACGCCCUCUCAAGAUAACCAGGAUUUGCCAAAGGAGGUUCGUGAUUUCAAGGCAAGGAUUUUGAGCACCGUCACAGCUAAGAAGAUAUUUGCCGAUGGGCGACGAAUCCCGCCCGUGGAAUUGUUGCCACAGAAGCCAACCAACAGUAGCGUCAGGGUGUUCCUGUUCGAGGAGUUCCUGUCGAAGGAUGAGUGUGACGGGCUAAUGAAAGCGCACGACAAGCACGUGCAGGAUGCCGCCAAACAGGACCCCAUCUUGUGUUUCGACAGCAUUGGCACACUGAAGAAACACCUGAAAGAAGCCAAAAAGAAAAUACGUGUCACACCUAACGUAUUUACACACGGAACAAAAUGCGUGAAUGCCACAUUUUCCCGCCAAAUUGCCGACUUCAUUCACCGGAAUUGGAGCUAUAGCACGGCCUUCUACCCAGGAGAAAGCAAGUUCUCUACCAUCUUUGCUAACAGGGUCAAGGCCGCGAUGGGUCUUGAUCAGGAAAAUGGCGGGAAGUUUCAGCUGACGUCAUAUCCAAAAGGAAAGGCGUACAAGUCCCACACAGACUGCGUGGAAGGGGGAGAGGACAAGAGGGACAGGGUCGCCACUGUGCUGGUGUAUCUCCAGGACGUCGAGGAAGGCGGCGAAACACGCUUCCCGGAGCUGGGUAUAUGGGUAAAGCCACGGAAAGGUCGGGCAUUGGUAUGGAACAAUAUGAGCCCUGAUGGCGACUGUGAGCGCCACUCUAUCCACACGGCGUCCAGAGUCGACAAGGGCAACAAGUACAUCCUUAUACGAUGGUACUACUACAAGAGCUUUUAUUCUCUGGGCAAGCGUCCCCCAGAACCACCGCUACCCCAGAGAGAGGCGGGGCAGCCACGGGUGUCCUGUGACGAGUUUGAAUACGGCAGCUGUCGGUGGUACGAUGAGUGGAGCUACGAACACAUGCUGGAGUAUGAACGCCAGAAGAUGACUCUCAUAUGAACCUUCAUCCCCUCACCAGCUGGCAUCAGCUGUUCAGCGUGUCACUGCUGAGUUCUACCGUUCAUUGCUCAUCAUCUCCUUUGUAGUAAUAUGUUACUGAUGACGCACGAUCUACGAAUCAGGGACGCGUUAACCAAAGCAAAUAUUUCAUCGAACAAGUCAUAUUUGAUAUAUACAAGUUUGUGUAUUGAUCUUAAGAAUAAAUGUAUGGUUACUAGA